Molecule: messenger RNA, 5886 nt
Organism: Linum trigynum
Lineage: Eukaryota; Viridiplantae; Streptophyta; Magnoliopsida; Malpighiales; Linaceae
Source: the annotation of a GenBank genome assembly
CUCGAGUUAUUGAGACCAAGGUUGUCAAAACGGUUUGUGUCAGUGUGCCGAUUUAGCAAGUGGAAUGGUUCGACCGGUGGUACAUACGGGUAUGUGCCGGUUUAUGCCGGUUAAUAUUACAAAUAAUUUACAAAUACUCAUAUUUAAGCACGACAUUUAACGUCAAUACCUAAAUUUGUACUUGAAUCCAACAAAUAACAUCAACAUUUAACUUUUUAACACAUAAAAUAAAUAAUAAAUUACUUUUUAUCAAAUAAAUUCACUAAUAUAAGAUCAUUUUAUUUAGAGAUUCGUAUAUCGAUCAUGCCGAUCAUACCGGUGGUGUCAUACCGGUUUUAUGACCGGUACAGGUUGAACCAGGUUCAACCAGUGAUACGGCGGCCGACGUGACAACCAUGAUUGAGACCAAUUGGUUAUUGCACGACAAGAAGAAAUAGAUUGGACAAGAAAGAAAAAGAAAGGAAGAAAAACAAGGAUUAUAGUACAUAUACUAAAAUGUUCUUGUCGUUCGAUAAUAUGUAACUAAACAACUAAAUUAGAUUGUAUAGACUUUGAAGUCUAAUCUAAAAUUCGAAUUGACUUGCGUAAUAAAAUACAAAUUUACCCUUAAAUUGAAUAAAAAAAGGGGCAUGUUUCCAUCUUUAUCCAAGUCACGGUUUGGUUUUAUCAUGAAGAAGCCACCAUAGAUUACUUCCACAUGUGCCUUUCAAUUUUUUGCACAUAUAACAGCCAAAACCCUUCUUGUUUACUCCACAUGGCCAAAAAGAAAAUCCAGCUCCAACACCUCCCAACAACCAUGAGUCCAAUUCAUAUCAUAACAAACGAUGCAAACAUGUUACCAACCAUUAUUGAACUAAAGCUGUGUGCCUGGUUUCUUCUAAGUCAACCCUAUAUUGAUGGACAGAGGAUAAAAUGGGAAGUUCAACCUGUUCAUACCAUACUAAUGAAACAGUUUAUUGUUUAACCUUCGAUAAUAUGAGUUUUUUUUCCACAAUACUGAAACGGUACGGUUUCACAAACAUCGAUAAUAGUCGACAAUUCAUAUCAUGAACAAUUCUAUACAAAACAACAAAGGGAAAAAUAAAUCGCAAGCAAUCUCAUGGAUUCCAGACCAGUGGCGGAUCUUAGGGGGGAAGCCACCACCCAACCCUUCCCUGGUUCAUAUCUAGAAUAGUAAACGAGAUUUGCUGGCUUCUAGCCCUCUUCACCUCUUUUGAACAACUACUAAUCAGUAUCUUAAUUUUCUUAUUUAUUCUAAAUGCGGUUCGGUGCCCUACUUGUAAGGAAGUGGUUAAGUACCAUACACGGGCCUGUAUAAGAUCCAGCAUAACCUUCUCCCAACAACUCGAGUUAUUGGGACCAACUGGUUUAUGAAAUGGUAUCAGAGUUGGUUUGUCCUUGAGGUCAAACCAGCUCUGAUAUUAACCGUUGUCUUCAAGCACAUGGUAUGGCGGGCCUGUGCAAACUUCAAGCCCAUGGGUCGGCUUUCGUUUGAGGGGGCGUGUAAGGAAGUGGUUAACCACCAUACACUGGCCUGUAUAAGAUCCAGCAUAACCUUCUCCCAACAACUCGAGUUAUUGGGACCAACUGGUUUAAUCCGCCGCUAUUCCAGACUCGACCUAAUGUAGCACGGGAUAGAGGGCUCUGGUACAUCAAAUUUUGAGUCCACAAGUGCCUCUGUCUUUUGUUCCUGGUGCCCUUCAAAGGGAAGAGUGUCGGCAGUAGCUAGCGGGUUGAUGGAUUUUCUGCGGCCGAGAGAGGAAAAGGGCCGAGGCCAACGAAGAUGGGCCCAUCUGAUUUUGAUCCAUUAACACCCUUCGUUACCACAAACUCUACUCAAUUAGUGGUCUACGCUAGUUGUAAACUUCAUUGUUGGUAAUUUUGAUAUACAUAUAGAGUUUUUAAUUUUGCUUUGAGGGAUUGGCAAUUGGGAUAUGAUAAUAUAUUUUAAUUUUUAAUAAGUCGCUCAACUGUCGUUUAUGAUUCUCUAAACUCAAACCAUACGACCAAACUUAUACAAAAAAAUAAUAACCAAUGAUUUUUUAUUAUCCGAAGUAUAUCAAAGUACAUUUAAUUGAAGUGAAUAUAAACAUAUACUAUAUGUCGAGCGGUACGCUAGCAUUCGCCAUAGGUAUAUAUUCUAUUUUCAAAACUAUAUUCUUUCUAAGUAAUUGAUUGUAUUUAUAUACCAGACAAAGCUUGUUGUUAUCAACCGUCCUACUCUAGUUCAAAACUGUAUAUUCUAUCCUUUGCUUCAACGAUAGCAUGAUUGUCAUAAGAACAUUAAUAAUACAGAAUAAUUUAUACCCAAAAAAAAAAAAAAAAACUGGACAAGAGACCAGAAUUUUGAUGGUACCGUUUAUACCCAUCCAAGCAUAUGGAGGUCAAAGAAACGUUCACCACAGAGGAAAAACAUUUUCAUUGAAAAGAACAAUGCGUUUUCUGACUAGCAAAAUAUUAAUCACCAGCUGGGUUUUAGACCAAUGAGAUAUUUUUGCUAACAUUUCAUUUAUUUAUAAAAUAAUAUUCUAGGACCGGGUAAAACAUUGAAAUAAGUAUUUUAGAGAUUUUUCCCGAGUUUAUUUUUUUAAGAUUUGACGAGUUCGUACAUCUUUAAAAUUUUGGUUGGGUUAGAAUCGUCUUAUAUGUGUUCGAUCUAUCGUUAAAUGGAGGUUAAUCAAACCGAUAGAUCAUAUUCAUAUUUCUUGUUUUGGUCGCGGAUAUGACCGAGGUUGUGACCCAUCUUGUCGUCCCGUCAUACAUAUAUAUGAAAAUAGUCAAAAUUUCUAUAUAUCUAAAUUAACGUUAAUAUUUAAUUCAGUGAAGCAAUCAAUUAAGUAAAUAAGCACAAUUAUUCAACCACGAAUCAAGUGGUAAGACAUGCGCUUUCGGAUAAAAAUUGUCACAAACUAACGAACUACCAACAAAAUUAUCAGUCAAAACAUAUGCUCUCAUAAAUUUACCUACAAUUCAUAAACAUCAAGAUAACAUUCGACGUAUUCGCCAAUCUGACUCGUCAUUCAAAAAAAAUCUCACUAAUUAAAUUUUAAAAUAUGAAGAGAGCUUCACAAUGACAAGUAGCUUGCCCACCAGCCAUAAACCUAUAAGUUAAUUUUUGCUUCCAACUUCCCACCCACCAUCACCCCUUUUCUAGUUCCUCCUCUUCCUUCCUCCCUCCCCUUUUUCUCAUAAGACAAAUUUCUAUUCUCUUUUGGCCUUCUAAGGAAGAUCUCAUACAUUAUAUAAUAAAAAUUUGUUUGGGCUUUUUCCCCCUUCUCUUCAAGCCUUCAUAUUUAUCUAUUUCUCACCAAUUGAAAACCCCCACUCCAUAUUCUUAUCCCUCCCCUUUACUCCAACCCCAAACACAAAAACAGGGGAGAGCCCUUCCAAAGAACCAAAUACACAACAAAAACACACAAACUACUCUUCCUUCCCUCCUCUCUCUACCCUUUUCAUCUCUCUCUUCCUUCUCUCUUCUUCAAGGUAAUGCAAAAAAAAAAAAAAAGAUAUUCUUCCUCUGUUUCUCUCUGUUACAGCUGACUUGGCUCUCCCUCUGUUUUCUGGUACCAAAAAACAGAGUGUGGUGGAUGUUAUUAUUCUCGUAGAAAGUUUGUGAAUUGCGGCUGACUGAAGGGUUGGUGUCUCUUUUAAACAGGAGGGUCGGAGGAGAAAUGGCGGAUUGCGGUGGAAACCAGAGCCUCUACGCUCCUCAGGAAAUUCAGGUGGCGAACAAGUACGGUGGGCUUGCACCGAAGAAGAAGCCCUUGAUUUCCAAGGAUCAUGAACGUGCCUUCUUCGAUUCAGCUGAUUGGGCACUUUGCAAGCAGCAAGGAAGAGCAGGGGAGGCUCAGAAGACCACGGUGGCAGUAGAAACCUUGCAACCUAAACUAAAGAGGACGCCACAUCAGCAACUGCCACCUAGAAGGCCAGCGUGUACAUCCAGCAGCCACGGGGAGUCGUAUUGAUUAGGCAGCGUUUGGGAGAUUGUCAAAUUGGAUGCGAGGCAGAUGGUUUCGUGACUUUUGUAUCUCAGCUUCAAAUAUCCAUUUUGUAGAGAAAAAGUGGGAAUUUACUGUGGUACUAGUUUGGUUUGGUUUGGUUUGGUUGGGGCUUUUUCCAAUCGUUGAGUAAUGAGUAGCUUUUAAUAAACGUAUCAUGCGACCGUGGCCAUUAAUCUUAAUUAUUAUUAUUGUUACGCUAAUUUACGUUAUUAUUGCCACCAAACCUAACGGCCGAAGAAAUUAACGCAGGCUAAGUGUAUAAUAAUUAUGUUAUUCAUCGUUGCUUGUAGUUUGAGUAUGGUUUACGAAACCAGUGGCGUUCUCAAAAGUAAAUGCAUAAUCAUCAACAUUCAUCGUAAAAUCAUGAAUUCAUGAUCCGCUGUAACCCGAAUAGCUUGCGACAGGCCCACUAGCUGGGCCCAUGAGUUGAAGUUCACGUCUCUGAAGUCCAUGGUCUCGUGGUUGUGGUUUUUUUGUGUGUGUUUCACACUGUCUAUUUAUAACCGAAGCCCAAAUACCAUAUUGGGCUGAACUGGAGCCCAAACUGAUACUUGGAAAAGGCUAUCUCCUCUUGCUAAUUAUUUCGGAAUCUGGUUUAUCACCGUGACAAUCAGGAUAAACGGUGCUGACUAACGUGCUAAUGAUGGUCGAAUUGUUCGGUAUUUCAUGAACAAUGGGUGUACAGAGUAAGAGUCGUUUGUGAAAGUGUCGCGCUUUCAUCAGCCGUGAAACAAAUAAAAAAGCAUGCAGUAUAACCGUUUGAAUUAGGGUUAAUACCUUAUUUUGGCCCAAACUAUGACCAUAUAAUCAACUUUGGCCCGUGGUUUCAGAAAUUAACAUCCUAGCCUCAACUAUGCAGCAUAUAGACUCAAUUGGCCCGACAAAUAGUUUGACCGUCAAUUUGGACGGUCAACUCCGUUGACCGUUAGUCAACAUGCUAUAUCAUUGCCUAGUCAGCAUAAAAAUCAUUAAAAAAAUUCAAAUUCAAAUUAUUUUCCUAAUUUCUAUUAUUUAUCAUUUUCCAAUUAACCAAAAAAUAAAAUUCAAAAAAUAUAAAAUAAUUUUUUUGCGAUAUUUGAAAAUGAUAAAUUUUAUAAAUUAACCAAAAUUAUCAAAUUAAAUUUUAAAAAUUAAAGAAUUAUUAUAUAAAUUAUAUUUUUUUGGGAAGUUUUAAAAAUAUAAAAUAAUUUGAUAAUUUUUGGUUAAUUUAUAAAAUUUAUCAUUUUCAAAUUAUCCAAAAAAUAAAUGUAUUUUAUGUUUUUUAUAAUUUAUUUUUGGUUAAUUUGAUAAUAUAUAAUUUUUUAAUAAUUUUUAGGCUGACUAGGCAAUGACAUGGCGUGUUGACUAACGGUCAACGGGGUUAACCGUCCAAAUUGAUGGUCAAACUAUGUGUUAGGCCAAUUGAGUCUAUAUGCUGCAUAGUUGAGGCCAGAAUGUUAAUUUCUGAAACCACGGGCCAAAGUUGAUUAUAUGGUCAUAGUUCGGACCAAAAUAAUGUAUUAACCCUUUGAAUUAUAUCAUGAAGCUGAAACUCCCAUUGAGCAUCGAGAUUGUAGCCAGGGCAAUGGGUUGGUCCAUAUUGGAUCAAAUUGACGCUUGAAUCAGACCAUAACGAAUCAAAUAUAAUAUGGUUCGAUUCUUAGUCUCAUGAAUUUUAUAAAGGUCGAAGAAAAAUGGACCGGAUCAAAACGUAGCCAAUGCACAAUUGCGCAUUGGUCUGGUUCUUGGGGAAUGCGUUAGAGUGGUUAUUAAAUUUUGAGUAACCACAGUGGCUACUAACAUCUACACCUUUAAUUAUAUCUAUUUCAUCCUAUUUUUAAGUUGACGGUGAAGAUUAUAUGAAGGAUAAUUUUGGAAACGAAAAUAAUACAACACCUGAUUACUA